Molecule: messenger RNA, 2958 nt
Organism: Phoenix dactylifera (date palm)
Lineage: Eukaryota; Viridiplantae; Streptophyta; Magnoliopsida; Arecales; Arecaceae
Source: RefSeq, a predicted model, not a curated record
UAGCAUCCCAACACCCCCCCCACAUUUCUACUCUCACUCUCUCUCCUCUCCCAAUUCCCUUUUUUAGGGGAAAAAAAAUUAAAUUUCUCUCUCUCUCUACGAGAGUCCAAUGGCGACCUCUUCAAGAAGAUCGAGUGGAGGCUGUGGAGCGGUCCUCCCCAUCUCGAGCGCCUUCCAGCGGUCGAUCUCGCCGUCGGGGCGCUUCACCUCCUCCGGCGCCGGCGCCGGCGCCGGCGCCGGCGCAUACUCCUCCGCCUUCGCCUCCUCCUCCUCCAGCUUCUCCUCCCGCUCCUCCACCUUCUUCCACCACCACCGCCCCUCCUCCCCCACCCGCGUCAACCUCGUCGGCGCCUCCCCGGCUCCCGUCCCCUCCGUCCGCUUCUCCCUCGACCAGCACCGCCCCACCUCCCCCGGCCGCUCCCUCGCCGUCGCAGACCACCACCUCUCCCCGCGCCCCAUCUCCAGCCCCGCUCCCCAGCGUCGGACGUGCAUGUGCUCCCCCACCAACCACCCGGGCUCCUUCCGGUGCAGCCUCCACAAGGGCAUCCAGCUCCACCCCUCCCACCAGAACCACGCCGCCUUCUCGCCGUCGAACCGGCUCAACGCGCGGCGGUCGGCGAUGACCAACUCGCUGGUCCGGAUCGGGACCGUGGAGGGGGAGUGGGUCAAGCGGGCCCUCACCGCUCUCAUCCGCCCCUCCUCUCACCAGCAGCGGCGACGGGCGGCGUUCCACCCGCGGCAGAGCCGCCUCUCCGUCAUGUCCAAGGCCGAUGAUCUAUGAUCUAAUCCCCCUCUUAGAUCCGGCUUUCAAAGAAGCUGCAAGAACACGUUCUCCCCGUUCCGUUGUAAUUUUCCGUCGCCGUGUGGGGUGCGGUCACCGCCGUUGGGAUGGACUCCGUCGUCCUAGUGGUCCGUAUGGAAUUGUUGGGAGGAGUCGCCGGCCUCGGGGUGACCGGAGCUUUGCUUGGAAGGCAAGAGAUGGAGAGCCGGUCAGAUAAGACUUUUUCUAAGACCAGACACGUUUAACUGGCCAUAAAAAUAUUAAAUUAAAAAUUAUAGUAUUUAAUUAUUUAAAUAAUUAUGACGAGCUACGGAGAAGAAGAAAUUUCAAAGAAGUAUAUUCUGGAGAACAUAAUAAGGCCGGGCCCACGAUGAUGGAUGGGCUGGGCUCCAGCUUGACCAUAACGCGGACAGCUGUACACCGUCCACCCCGGCCGAAACAGUUUUUACUGAAACAUUAGAAAAGUUGGAAUCCAACACCAACUAAUUAAUUAAAGUGAUAUAAUGAAAAAUUAGAAUGCCCACCAAUUAAUUGAACUGAUAUAAAAUAAAUACUCCAAAAACCUAUAUAUCCUACAUUAGAUGUAUUACAAUGAAGUAUUGAGCUUAAUCAAAAGUUAAUAAAUUUUUUUCAUCAGUCUAUUAAGCUAUGUGAUUAAAAAAAAAAAAUUGAAGGAUGGAUGGGGAACCAUUCGGAACGAGAUGAAUCUGAUUAUAAUUUUUUUGAAAAAAAAAAAUUAUGGAAGGAAUUUAGGAAUAUUAUUAAUGGAUGAAAUUCUUUAAGAGAAAAUUUAGGAAUUAAGGAAAAGGGAAAGUUACAUCAAGACGGAUAAGAUAACAAAAAAUUAAAGGAGUGAAUGCGAACGCGUUGGAAUAUUUUGGGCACCUGGUGGCUGUUGGUGGGACGUCCACGUCACGUGUCACGUCCCGUGCAUCAAAAAAGAUUCGAAAGAUUCGAGCAUAAUUGAAAGCCAAGAGGAGUGGAGGAAGUGGUUUGAUGCCCUUGGAGAUUGGCCAUCCUUAGCACCCUGACAUUUUUCGAUCAUCCGAGCCCGGAAGGCAGCGAAGGGUCAAGCGGUCUAGACCUUGACCCGAGCUUGACUUCUCUGGUCUUGACCAAACACGGCAAUCUGUAUUGCCUCGCUUUAUUGGAUUCGGCGGUAAAUGAGAAUUCUGGAUCUGGGUUUCACUUCCCGCCUCCCCUCCCUUCCGGAGUCAAACCUUCUCUUGGACUUCCUCUAUUUUCGAGUCUCGAUCCUUUUCUGACCAAGUCUAAAAAAGUUAAAUCAUCAUUAAUAGGACUUGAGGAAUCCACUCUUUGCAGUUCGUUAUUCUGAUAGGUGUUUUUUUUUUUUUUUGAUAGGUUGCAAAAAAAAUCCGGCAAUUCCUAAAUUGUCUUAUCUUUUUUUAUUUUAUUUUUUGAGAAAUAUGGUGACAAAAUCACCAUGAAUUCAUUGAGAACUUGAAAUGAUGCACAAGAGCAUGAGAUUCGUCGUAGAAGAUAAGAAAACAGAGGGAGGUGAUGGCCGGGAAAGGGGAGGAGGGAGGGUUGGACAUACGACACACUGAUUAUUCACGCCAACAAAAGUUUGAAUAAUAAUAUUUAAAAAGUAGAGGGAGUGGUUAGUUGGAGGUCAUGUAUCUAUCAAAUUGAACCUAAUUUAUUUAUUAAAUCAAAAUUUAAUAUUUUAAUUAAACAUGUUAUUUAAUUGUACAAAAAAAAAAAAAUCUAAUCUCAGCAUAUAACCAGUUUAAUAAAUAAGCCGAAUCAAGUUAAAUAAGUAAAAUAGAUUAAAAAAGUCUUAAAUGAAUUAGAUCAUGACCCAUCAUAACUAUUAAAUAGGUCGAAAUGGAUUAUAUAAGUCAAGAUUUUAAAUUUGAAUUCAACAUCUUAAUAAAUGCGUUAGGUCAGGUCUACCUGUUUAUAAACCAGAUUCAUUUAUAAUUUGAAAUCACUUAAAAUUGACCGAUUGGGGGUUCGGGCGGUUCAUAAAUUACUAUUUCUAUUUUCUAAAUCUAGUCUUUAGUUGUAGGGUAGAGUGAAUUCCAAGAUAAGUAGGAUAAAGUGAAAUCUUAUUUUUUUCUUUUUGGAUAAACUAUUUAUCAUGAUUAUAAUGCACCGCAUCAGGGCCGACAUGACAAUUUUAAUAGAGUGGAUAAAUAUAAAUUGUAUUUCUC